Molecule: messenger RNA, 1368 nt
Organism: Odocoileus virginianus texanus
Lineage: Eukaryota; Metazoa; Chordata; Mammalia; Artiodactyla; Cervidae
Source: RefSeq, a predicted model, not a curated record
ACUCUCUAAGGACAGAAGCGAAACCAGACAUCGCAGUGAUGUUGGAGGCCCUGAGCUUCCUGGCGUCGACCCUCUGGGCCGCGCUCCGUCCUGGCACCGUCCUGCUGGGGACACUCGCCUUUCUCUUCUUUGUUGAUUUCAUCAAAAGGCGGCAUCCAAAGAACUACCCGCCGGGGCCCCACAGCCUGCCCUUCGUAGGCAAUUUGUUCCAGCUGGACCCUGAGAAGGCGCAUCUGACCAUUCAGCAGUUUGUGAAGAAAUAUGGGAAUGUUUUUAGCUUGGAUUUUGGUACAUUUCCUUCUGUUCUUGUAACUGGAUUACCCUUAAUUAAAGAAGCACUUGUCCACCAAGGCCAAAACUUUUCCAACCGCCCCGUAAUGCCUCUCCAAGAGCAUAUCUUCAACAAUAAAGGCUUGAUCAUGUCCAGUGGUCACAUAUGGAAGGAACAAAGAAGGUUUGCCCUGACAACUCUUAGGAACUUUGGUUUAGGAAAGAAGAGCUUAGAGGAACGCAUUCAGGAGGAGGCCUCCUACCUCAUCCAGACGAUAAGAGAGGAGAAUGGAAAGCCUUUUGACCCUCACUUCACAAUCAACAAUGCCGUUUCCAAUAUUAUUUGCUCCAUCACCUUCGGGGAGCGGUUUGAUUACCAGGAUGAUCAGUUCCAGGAGCUGCUGAGGCUGCUGGACGAGGUCUUAAAUCUGCACACAUCAGUGUGCUGCCAGCUCUACAAUGUCUUUCCAAGGAUAAUGAAUUUCCUUCCGGGUCCCCACCAAACCCUCUUUAGUAAUUUGGAGAAACUUAAAAUGUUUGUUGCCAAAAUGAUUGAAAACCACAAGAGAGACCGGAAUCCUGCUGAAGCAAGAGACUUCAUUGAUGCUUAUCUCCAGGAAAUAGAAAAGCAUAAGGGCGAUGCUGCUUCAAAUUUCUGUGAAGAAAACCUCAUCUACAACACCCUGGACCUCUUCUUGGCUGGAACAGAGACAACUUCAACCACCCUGCGCUGGGGGCUGCUCUACAUGGCCCUGAACCCCGAAAUCCAAGAAAAAGUCCAAGCUGAGAUUGACAGGGUGCUCGGCCAAUCGCAACAGCCAAGCACAGCCGCGCGAGAGUCCAUGCCCUACACCAACGCUGUCAUCCACGAGGUGCUGCGAAUGGGGAACAUCAUCCCUCUGAACGUGCCCCGGGAGGUGGCAGUGGACACCACCCUGGCCGGAUACCACCUGCCCAAGGGCACCGUGGUCGUGACCAACCUGACUGCACUGCACAGGGACCCCACAGAGUGGGCCACCCCUGACACCUUCAAUCCAGAGCAUUUCUUGGAAAAUGGACAGUUUAAGAAAAGGGAAUCCUUUCUGCCUUUUUCAAUAG